AUGUUCACCCCUGGUCCGCGGAAAACUGCACAGCGGCAAAACUCGAGCUCAUCCAUAGCAUCUACAGCAUCUUCGAACUCGACCAUAUCUGCGACAUCCACGAAUACGAACGGCUCCCUCCAAGCAGGAACGGACGCCUCGAACUGGGCCGCGCGGAAGAAGCCGACUCGAGGGCUGUGGCCGCCAGGAAAGGCAGAGCCAGCCACGGGCAUUACAACUGCGCGACCUCAGGCUGUUACAUCUGCGACGUCGAGUGCUGCCGCGGCGAACGCAAUAUCUGCGCUGCACGCGCCUCUGCUGCCGUCGCAGCAAAUGGCGAACGGCAAUGGUCAGGCGAAUGGAGUGCGGGAACAAGUGCAGACUAUGCCACCGGCAAUACUUCACCUAUCGCCUAUGAAUGGCACUUUCGAGCGAAAGACGAUCACUGUUCCAUAUGCGCCCGACGUAUUGCGGAUUGGUCGGCAGACGAAUCAGAAAACUGUCCCCACACCACUCAAUGGGUACUUCGAUUCGAAGGUGCUGUCAAGACAACAUGCAGAAAUAUAUGCCGAUCGACAAGGCCGCAUCUUCAUUCGCGACGUCAAAUCGAGCAAUGGCACAUUUGUCAAUGGCAUGCGGCUGAGCCAGGAGAACAAGGAGUCGGAGCCACGAGAACUGCGGGAACAGGACGUUCUGGAGCUCGGCAUUGACAUUGUCUCAGAAGAUCAGAAAACAGUCGUACAUCAUAAAGUCGCAGCGAAGGUUGAACAUGCUGGUAUCUACGGGCAAGGACAAGACACCCUUAACUUCGGCGACCUGGAUCCAAGUGCUGGCCCAGGUCUCAUGGCACCACACCAGCUCAAGAGAAAUGGCAGUCAAGGUUCAAUUAAUGGAAGAGGCUCGAUGAGCCAAGUAUCAAGCCAAGCAGCAAUGAAUAUGGGCAUGCUCAACCAGCCCCAGCACAUGAGGAAUUGGCUGAAUCCGAUCACCACUGAGCAUAUCGUGAGAAAGCUAAACGUAAGUAACUUUCACGAAAUGAAACUCGCCAUGCAGCAAUCGCAAGAGAUUGCGAGGGCGAGACAAGCUAUCGAAAACAUGCUUGGCGGCAAGAUCGAACAGCCAGCCGUUAAGGACGCAAAGUCAAAUUCAGAAAAGUCGAGGCCAUCCCCGACCAAGUCCAAGCUGGAUCUCAAGGCCCAUUUCUAUGAGCCUCCUGCUCCACCACCUCAGGCUCCACUUCCAGAGAAACCUGAUGUUGCGCGUGCUCUUGCCGAUCCCAUAAUCCAACCACUUUUGCGCAGAAGUGAUACUGCUAGGUCAUCCUCGGCGAACAGUUCUCCAACCAGGACCGACCAUUCCGGAGACAUCUUGCGCUUGUGUGAAGAACUCAAACUUGCGAAGGGCGAACUCAGCAAUCAGAGCGAGCGCAUGAAGAACCUUGAACAGGAGCUCGCACAUGAGAGAUCAGCCAGAGAAAGCGCGGAGGAGCGGGCACAAAGAUUUGAGGAAGGUGGCCGGAAAGACUCACCUACCAAUGAUGGACACCCAAGCGCUGAUAACAGCCCCGGCUCGAACAUCCCAGUACCCGAACUGCAAAUCCACCUCGACCGAUUGCGCAUCACCAUGGAUGAGAUGAAGACGCAGAUGGAAUCUUAUCGACAGCGUGCUGAGAUUGCAGAACUUGAACGCGACGAAGCACGCCAGACUCUCGCUGAGCUUGUGGAGCAGAAACGCAAGGAGAAUGCUGCCAAUGCUACGGGAGUCUCUCGGUCUCCUCCUAAAUCACCUCGCUCACUAUCUAAGCGACCACUACAGCUUGAUGGCUCUGGAGAGCUGAAUGGACAUGCCGUUGCACCUGCUCCGAUAUCUAGUCCGACUUCGAUCAGUCUCAUGGAGCAUGCUGGUGUCGAGGACGGACAACCAAUCACGCCCGACCAGGCCAGACGGCUCAUCAAAGACCUUCGUCAACAGGUACUGUCUACAAGUUCCGGAUCUGGGGAUGGCGAUAGUGCUUUGCUAUAUUACGGUGUCCCAUACGGAAGCUUCGCUGCGGUGGUUGUCCUUGGCUAUAUUGCUAUGACUUGGAUCAAUGGCUGGCCAAAGCAACAUUCACUACAAGCUUACCACGUGUCUCGACACGGUCUCCAUAGGAGGCCGCCGCUCUCUGGAGCAUUGCAGCAGAUGAGACACACACACCUUCAAGCUUCUGCACGGCCAAACAACCUCGUGCUCCCGGCUACCAUGCUCAGCCAUAGGACCAUCUGCAAUUCCCGCCAAAAGGAGGAAACUCAGAGCGGCAUGAGAGACGAAGACCUUGGAAAAGGGUCACCGGCGUUGGAUCACGGCCGAGCAAAAGUGGUCCCUAUAUAUACGACUCUUGAAUGUCGCGAACUGGCAGCAGGAAGGCGGACGGAUUCCAGACCAGCAGGUACGGGCAGCAUUGGGAAAGCCGGAGUUGUGCCAUUAUUGCCACAGGCGAUGACAUCGAAGACUGUGCAGAAACGAUGA
Molecule: messenger RNA, 2487 nt
Organism: Pseudocercospora fijiensis CIRAD86
Lineage: Eukaryota; Fungi; Ascomycota; Dothideomycetes; Mycosphaerellales; Mycosphaerellaceae
Exons: 8
Coding region: 1-2487 (828 amino acids)
Cellular component (GO): cytoplasm
Molecular function (GO): protein binding
Source: RefSeq, a predicted model, not a curated record